Messenger RNA from Symbiodinium sp. CCMP2592, 660 nucleotides. The record is from the annotation of a GenBank genome assembly. Lineage: Eukaryota; Dinophyceae; Suessiales; Symbiodiniaceae.
AUGGGUGCGACUGUGGCGAGACAAAAGGAUUGGCUGCUCUUUGGCCCAGUCACUCGGGUUCUGGUCAUCAACCCAGCAUGCGACUUCUUUGUGGAGCUCGAGAAGUCUCCCUCCCAGCGAUUGGUUCGCCUUCUUCAGAACGAGUGUGCGCCCAGCAUGUCGCCAGCUUGCCUUCGGCAGCAGGGAAGACCGUCAUCUGAGAAUGUGAAAUCUCUGGAGAAGGCCGUGGUCACUGGCAUAAAUGGUGGGCACGUCCACGUCGCCUCCACGGAUUGUCCUCCGUGGCGUCCACUCUUUCAGACGUAUUAUCUGGAUGUUGAUGCCCUGGUUCUAAUGCUCGACAUCAGCGCGGGACGAACACCAUCGGAGCCUGCGAAGUUCGAAAGUGCUAUCGCCCAAGAUGUCGAGGGUGCCAGGAACUUCCUCAACAAGUUCGACGACUGGGAAACAUGCCCACUUCUGAUAUUGUGCCAUGAGGCAGGCAUCGAGUCUGGAUCCUUCGAUGCAGAGCGCAUCCAUGGUGAGAUCGGCAAGUGCGAGUUGCGACAUCUACCGAAUCGAGUGCGCCACUUUUCUUGGAGCUCCCCGUCCCUCGUACCAGAGCUGCGAGAGGAUCUCUCUUGGCUGGUCACUGCCAAGGAGUCCACGAAAAGAAGAUAA